AUGCUCAACGGCUGGCAGCAAAUACAGUCUGAAAAUCAAGAAGAAGCUGAUAGAAGACGCAGAUUAGAUGCUCAACGGCCGGCAGCAGCAAUACAGUCUGAAAAUCAAGAAAACGAAGCUGAUAGAAGACGCAUAUUAGAUGCUCAACGGCUGGCAGCAGCAAUACAGUCUGAAAAUCAAGAAGAAGCUGAUAGAAGACGCAGAUUAGAUGCUCAACGGCUGGCAGCAGCAAUACAGUCUGAAAAUCAAGAAGAAGCUGAUAGAAGACGCAGAUUAGAUGCUCAACGGCCGGCAGCAGCAAGACAGUCUGAAAAUCAAGAAGCUGAUAGACGACCCAGAUUAGAUGCUCAACGGUUGGCAGCAGCAAGACAGUUUGAAAAUCUGAAAAAUCAAGAAGACGCUGAUAGAAGACGCAGAUUAGAUGCUCAACGGCCGGCAGCAGCAAGAGUCUGA
Molecule: messenger RNA, 453 nt
Organism: Acanthosepion pharaonis
Lineage: Eukaryota; Metazoa; Mollusca; Cephalopoda; Sepiida; Sepiidae
Source: the annotation of a GenBank genome assembly